Limulus polyphemus (Atlantic horseshoe crab) is the source of this 3539-nucleotide messenger RNA. RefSeq names its product tetraspanin-6-like. The transcript has 7 exons. The record is from RefSeq and is a predicted model, not a curated record. Gene Ontology annotation, cellular component: membrane. Bases 193 to 951 code for a protein of 252 amino acids. Lineage: Eukaryota; Metazoa; Arthropoda; Merostomata; Xiphosura; Limulidae.
UAAUGUUAUGUUAAACAACAAAUUAUUUCAGCAAUCUUGUGGCUUUAAGGAAGUGCUGUAUUACGUGUGCGAAGUAUUAUACAUUUGAAUUUAAUAUUAGUCAAAUAAACGUUUUUAAUUAAGUUUAAACAUUAGUAAUACUUUUCCCGAUUUUUAUUGCGUCGAACUUGAAGUUAAUCUGCGUAUGCUAGUAUGGACGAAGAAAGAAUGAAAAGACGUCUUCAAACAAACGUCGCAAUAACUUGCAUAAAGAUAUUUUUGGUCAUUUAUAACAUAAUAUUUUGGCUCACUGGAGUGGGAAUUCUGGCAAUAGGAGUGCUGCUGAAAGUAUAUGAAGACCAUUAUGCUCAUUUGACAAAAGACUACAGUUCAGUGGCACCUUACGUCUUUAUUGUCAGUGGAGUUGUGAUUAUUAUAGUCAGCAUCAGUGCUUGUUGUUGUACAGUCAAAAGUAAACCAGUCUUGCUGUAUAUGCUCUCAACUUUCCUCUUCUUCAUUUUUGUGGUGGAAUUAGGUCUUGCUAUUUCAGCCUACAUGUUUCGUCAGAAGAUUCAGAACCAAUUUAAAGACAAUAUGAAGAAUAUGUUGAAGGAUUAUAGAGGUAGCAAAAAGGGCAUAGACAUGGAUCUUGAUUUGUUACAGUCAACUAUUCAUUGCUGUGGAGUGGACAAUUACACUGAUUGGUUCGAAAGUUCAUGGGCAGGUGGAGAAAAGGCUGUACCAAAAAGCUGUUGUAAGAAUGUUCAAGAAUGUACCAACAAACCUUUGAUUAAUGUAGACCAGAUUUACCAAAAUGGCUGCAGCAAUAUAAUAAUUGGUGUGACCAAGAAGUAUGCAAAUGUCAUUCUUGGUGUUUCUGGAGGAUUUGCUUUGUUUCAGCUUCUAGGUACAUUGAUGAGCUUUACCCUUGGCAAAAUUAUUAGCAAAAAUCAGUAUGAGCUGCUCACUUGAAGAGGAUUUUGAAUCACUCUUUCAUGUGGAUAGAGAAAGACUUGUAAUGAAUGAUCAGCUAGCAUUUCUCUGAUGAAGUUCUUGAAGUUAUGAUUACAAUGUGAAGAGUCUAUAAUUUUUCUGUGCAACUUUUGGUUAAAUAUCUUAUUCAGCUGCACCAGUGGAACAGCUGGAAUGCUUGCAUCAAGUUUUCUUGCAAUAAUAUUUUAACCCUUUAGAUUCUCAUUAACUUUUCUUUCAAUUUUUGUCACAACCCUAACUUUCUGUAACUGUAUUUUGUGCAAUGUUUAUAUAGUGUCCAUAGUACUGUUUCCUUUACGAUUGCUUAUUUAGUGUCUAUCACCAAUAGUUAUGUGUGGAAUUACUUAUGAAAGUGUCCUUUGUUGUUUUUUAUUUUAAUAUUUUAUUUCCUGGUUAAAGCUUAUAUUGAGGUUUUAUUAUAUGUUUCUUAAAAUUGGUUUUUAUUCCUUGACCAACAUAAAUACAUUAAUAUAUAGUGAACAUUUUAAGAGUAGCUGUUAUUUCUUAUAUAUCAUACACUGAAUGAUCUACUUGUAACUACUAAGUUAGGAUUUUUCUGCAGCUUUUAAAAAUUCAAGUGAAUUAGGUUUGGGAACUCCUCUCAGAAAAAUUGGCAUAUAUAAAAAAUAUUGGCAUUUUCCAUUGGAUUAUUUUUAAUAGAAUAAUAACUUUGGUGUUCUUGAUACCCUUUUUAUAUAUAAAGUGUUAUACUUUUAAUAAUAAUAAUAAACUUGUUAUCUCCAAGUAGAAACUUUACACAUUUUUUCUACAAUUUUAAUAUUGACAUAACUUUUGUUUAAUUGUUAUUUCUAGCUUGUAAAUUCAUAGGUUUAAAAUCAUUGUUAACUCAUAAAAACUACUUUAAGUUCAUGAGUAUUUUAUUUAAAUAUCUUUUAUUGCUUUUUUUAAUAUUUGCUACACAGUUUGUCUUCCAAUUAAAUUGUCACAAAAUCAAGAACUAAAACUGACAUCAUAUUACAUGUAAGCAUUAAAUAAACCAUUAACAGAAUUUCAAUUUUAAAUUCAAGAAAUUAUAAUCAAAGAACAAAAGUUUGUGAAGUGUUUAGGGUUACAGAAAAAUAGUUCCAGAUUAUAGAAGUAAAGAGAAAGAGCACUUCAGCUUUUACUAGCUAUUAGUUUAAGUAUUUUUGCAUAAAGUGUAUAAUUUGAUCAUUUGUAUGGGGUAUGUGUACAAUUUCAUUUUACUAGAUUUGAAGAAAGAGGUUUACAGUAUCUAUUUUCUUUGGUAAAAUGUCUUAAUUUAUUAGUUUUCAACAAAAUGUACUUAGAUUUUUAGUAUUACUGUUUGUCUUCCAUGUCAGUUUAUUAGAUUUGAAGAAAGUUUUCUAUCAGAUUCAAAAUACUGAAAAAAAAAGGUCUUGGUGGUUUUUCAACCUUAUUAGUUUAAAUGUUAACAUCAAAGUCUUAGUUCAGGUUCUUAGUGCAUUAAGAGAACUUUCUAGUUAUUAUAUUAUUAUGGUUUGAAGGAAAGAUAUCACAAAAUCAGUUUUGAUGUGUUAAUUUUUUUUUAUUAGGUAUCUGUGAUCAAUUUUUCUCAUUUUGUCACACUUAUAAUAAGACCUUUAACGUUUUAGUGAAUUAAAGAAAAUGCAUCAUUAAAUAUUCUUGUUCCUAGUGUACAUCAGUGUUCAUGAUUUGUUUGAUUUUAUGACUUAAGUUGAUAUAGCAGUAGUGGGUAACCUUAACUAAUCCACAGACCAUAAAAGUGGCUCUCAAACACUUUUAAGGGCUGCAAGACCUCUCCCCUUUACCAGUCUUCAGCUAAAAAUGAUACAAUUGAAUAAAAAUUAGCUGUAUGUGAAACAUAUUAAAAUUGUACUAAAUAAACUGACCACUUCAACACAAAAUAAACCAAGUUUACUCUCUCUCCUGACAAUUUCAAAUAGUACAGUUUACAUUUUGAUUUUUUAGCAUUAAUGCACCUGCAAUCAGGCUGCUGUCAUCACCUCCAGAUAGCAUUAGUUCUUGCAAGUAGUUUUGUUUUGAUGAUGAUGUAUUUUAGGAUGUGGUGGUCUCAUGCAACCUGCAGGUUGCUCACCACCACUGCCUUAUAGUAGAAGUUUCUUAUUUGUGUUAAUCAGAUUCAUAUAAUUCACUGAUUCAAUCUUAAAAGUAUGGAAACAUUUCUUUUAGGAUUUCCAGAAUAAAGAAAUAUAAAGUCAUAGCAAAGUUACGAUCAAUUAUAAAUGGCAAAAGGAUUUGGUUAUUUCUCAGAGGUCAAGAAAAAUUACCUGGCAGCCCCUUUGAAAACUGUUUCCCAUGUUUUCUGGAAAUUACUUUAAUACCUUUUAUGUAUCUUUCGUCAAUGAUAUGACCAGCACAAUUUAUUUAUUUUUUGUGCAUGUGUGGGGAAAAAAAUAAAAAAUAUGUACCUUUCAUCAAUUAUAUGACCAGCACGAUAUUUUUGGCACAUGUGUGGGAAACAAAACUAUUUUAAAUUAAAACUAUACCUGCUGGCUACAUAAAAAUCACACAAUUUUAAAAGAUUUUUUAUUCUGUUUAAUGUUAUUUGCAUUAUUAAUUAUCAGUAAAGUACAUCAUACUUU